Messenger RNA from Amaranthus tricolor (Joseph's coat), 930 nucleotides. Its product is annotated as cytochrome B5-like protein. Gene Ontology annotation, molecular function: heme binding. The record is from RefSeq and is a predicted model, not a curated record. NCBI's taxonomy places the organism in Eukaryota, Viridiplantae, Streptophyta, Magnoliopsida, Caryophyllales, Amaranthaceae. Gene Ontology annotation, cellular component: membrane; intracellular membrane-bounded organelle. The transcript is spliced from 6 exons. The coding region runs from base 177 to 545 and encodes 122 amino acids.
AAAUUACAAUGGAAGGACUAAAAGACAAAUAUAUGCCCUACAUGAGUUCAAAACGAAGAGAAUAAAAGUGCCAUCCUCUUCCCUAAUCUGGGCUUCUAAUUAGUGCAAGAUUCAUCUAAAUUUUAUUGUUUUUCCUUGACAUUUUUAAUCCAAUUUCCAGCUCUCAAUUAACAACAAUGGAGAUUACUAUGGCAGCAUCUGUGAUUUUGGGACUUCUGUUAGUUCUUCUCUUUAUUAUUCCAAGAUUUACUAAACCCAGUCAAUCAAAGGCUGAUACUUUGCAUAAUAACAGCAAAAAUAUCUCCAAGGAACCAAGAAGAUAUACUAAAGCUGAAAUCUCGUUGCACAACAAAAGGACUGAUUGUUGGGUCAUCAUCAAAGAUAAGGUAUAUGAUGUAACUUCAUAUGUGGAGGAGCACCCAGGUGGUGAUGCUAUCUUAACGCAUGCUGGGGAUGAUUCAACUGAAGGAUUUUUCGGGCCGCAACAUGGUACGCGAGUAUUUGACAUAAUUGAAGAUUUUUGCAUUGGAGAAUUGGAGCGAUAAUUGCACCUCGUUUACCAAUUGAUCAGAGAGUCUAUGUUCAACGGAAGAUUUUGUUUGCCGAGGGUGUCAUUCUCUGAGUUUUUGUUGUAAUAUGAGACUACUGGAAUUCAGAUUUAACACUGCUUUCUAUUCUUGGAAUCGAGUUUGAGUCCAUAUGAUGAAUGUUUCGACCGAACAAAAAUCUAAUCUGCUAUAUUUAUCGUCUCAAUGGCGAUGUACAGAGAUUUUGCUCCUAGUUGACUUUAGUAUAUUUUACAUUACGUUUAUAUUUACGUCGUCCAAUGCUAUUAUGUGGCUCAUGUUAAAGCGGGGCUUGAAGAAGUAGAGUAUAAGUAAAUUAAACUCGACUUUUCAUGACAAAUAUGAUAUUCAUAUACAGUUUCAC